This is a messenger RNA of Caenorhabditis sp. 36 PRJEB53466, 1553 nucleotides long. The record is from the annotation of a GenBank genome assembly. Lineage: Eukaryota; Metazoa; Nematoda; Chromadorea; Rhabditida; Rhabditidae.
AUGGCUGCAAAAGUCGUGACUCUCGGUGUUACGUUCUAUACUGCAGCCCAGCUUGAGACCAUCCUCGAAUGCGCGGACCCUCAAUUCUAUUCUACACCAACUAACUCUACUGCAAUAAUCACAAGUACUGUUUAGUACCUUCAAAUGUAAUAACAUUUUUUUUAUUUUUUCAGCCGCAAAAAACUGCAUCAUCAACAACUCUGGAAGCAAAGCUAUUACUGCUCUCAGCUUGUACACAAAUAGUAAGAGAUGAAUAUCCUAAUGACAAUUUCAUUCUUAAUGCGGCAUGAAGUUUCUUGUUCGCCUACAUUGAAAAUCAGCGAAAUUCAAAUUCAUGCAAUAUUUUCUUGAUGUGGCCUAGGCCAAGCUUGCAAUUAAUUAUUUUCAGUUAAUAGUUGCCUUGAUCCUGACGAUAUCUUAUCACUUGCUGAAACGUGGGCAACCCCAGGCAAGAAGCUAGUGAAAGUUCUUCUGAACAAGGUUUUUUCUUGAAUUUUUUGUAACGCAAAGUUGAAAAAAUUUCAGUGUGUAAAAAAAUUGAAAGCAUGCAAAGCGGCAGGAAGUACUCAAGAAGCUUGCCUUCAGAAACUGUAUGCUAUUGCGAAGGCAGCAAUCACAAAGGCGUAUGUUGAUAAAAUUUGCACAAAGUUUGUAGAACAGGUAAGCUAGUAGAAGUGGUAUUACGCAUUCGCCGGCUUGUGCUACUUGACGCUUUUCUCAACGGCGAGGGACGCGUGGUGCGAAAAUUUUAGAAUUACUUAGCAAUGCGCGCUGAGGUCCUGCUUUUUUAAAUUCGAGGCGGAUACGGUAGAUCAGUAUUUUUUUCUCAUUUUUUUGUAUUGUUGGAGAGAAAUGAAGGGAAGAUUGUAUAUUUACAAACCCUUUCAGUCAUUUUGUUAACAAUUGCAACAGAAAGCGUCUGAAAUCGGAUUUGUUCAAAAAAAUGAGAUAUCGUGAUCUACCGUUUUCUAUUAUAUUCUCCGAAGUGUGCGACUUGACGCGAUUCUCGACGGCGGAUCUCGUAAAUACUAAGCGUCAAACUCUGGCAAUUCGAUAUUAAUCUAAUUAGAAAGUUACUGAUCUAAACGCGACCUAAUUAGAUUCGACUGUUUUUUCUUGGCGAAAUCGAGAUUUAAGCCAGCAGACGGUUGGCGUGAAACUUGAUUUGAGCACUUAUUAGCUAGAAGAUUUAUUAAUCUAGCUAGAAAAUGUAUUAAUCUAUUAUAAUUAGGUGUCAUAUCAAUCUUAUUAGGCCGCCGUUAGAUUAAUAACGAAAUGCCAGAGAACGCACACUCCGGCGAAUGCAUAAUAUCAGUCUCGUAUUUAAAGGCGCAGAACUUCCGCACGCGUCGCAAGCUUGAAAAUGUUCACUGUUUUUCGCCUCCAAAAGGCUUCACGUCGCACAGUCCGGCGAAAUGCAUAAUAAUAUGUAGAGCGCUUGAGAAAAUAGUAUUUUUCAGAACAUGGAUACAACUCAGUACGCGUGCGCAUUGAAAUAUGCUCCACAAGUCGUAAACAUUACAGGAUACACGUGUGCAACUCUUACCAUCUAA